GUAAAAAACCAACAGUUUUUUUGUAUAAAAAUUAUUCUGAUCAAUUGCUUGCAUUUCGUUUGCAAGACAGCAAGAAAUUGGCGUCGCAUUAUUCCGCCAUUUUGAGUUAUUCUGAAUGCAGCGAAAAUUCGGGAAUAUGUGGACAAAAUUUAAGAAACAGUCGGUAGUUUUAUCUUAAAGUGAUCGGAAACGCUUUUUUUCACCCCCAAUGCUGUGGCGGCUCCCCUCCUGCUUAAUUUCUUUAUAUGCGUCAGUUUUCUUCAUACUUCGGUUUUAUAAAAAUGAAGAUUUCAGUUCGGAGAAUACUUUCGAAACACGUUCUUUUUAAUUGUCAAUAUAUUAACAAAAUGAGAGUUCGUAAAAAACCAACAAUUUUUAUGUAUAAAAAUUGUUCUCAUCAAUUGCUUGCAUUUCGUUUGCAGGGCAGCAAGAAAUCGGCGUCGCGUUAUUCCGUCAUUUUGAGUUUUUCUGAAUGCAGCGAAAAUUCGGGAAAAUGCGGACAAAAUUUAAGAAACGGUCGGUAGUUUUAUGUUAAAGUGAUCGGUAACGCUUUUUUUCACCCGCAAUGCUGUGGCGGCUCCCCUCCUGCUUCACUUCUUCAUAUGCACCACUUUUCGUCCUACUUGCAAAAAACGAUCGCAAAGAAAUACCAACUAAAUUAAAGAUGCGCAGCUUAAAGAGGGAUCAGUCUUCUCUAGCUAUGUACAUUGUCUACAAGUGCUCAUCAGCUCAUUACAUGCUUCAUCUGCUUUCGUCAAGGAUGACUAACGUGUCCCAGCAUUACAAUCAGGUUACUUUACAUGAGCUGGGAACGAGUUAUUUUACAAGCAUUAUAAUUGCAAUAUUAAACUGGCAUAGACGGCUUACCGUUAAACGCGCAAAAGCAUGGAAAAUAUGAUAUGCGAGGAAAGGUGCAUAAAAGGAACUAAAAUUUUGAAUUAAGCUUAUCCUCUCUAAGGGGGCCAAAGUAACAAUUCGAACUAGCUCCUCUAGUCCUGUGUUAAUUGUUUAACUGUAAAAUUAAAAUGCAAGAAGAAAGUAAGCAAAAUGGCUUAGAGCAAGAACAGAUUCUUUCCCAUUCAAUCACGCCAAUGGAAAUUGAAAAAUAACACUACUAUAGCAAAGGAGAUUCGAGAGACGUCAAUUACCACAGAGUAUAUCAAUCAACUUGGCACGAGUUAUGGAGUUCUAUUCACCUGAACUUGCAGCACUUAGUUUAACAAGUCAUUUCAAUACAGAAGUGUUCAACGAAAUUAACAACAACAUCAGUAGCGGCAACAGCAACGACACUUACAACGACGACAAUGCUUUAUACUUUAGAGAGUCUCAACAACAAUUGCUUAAGCGUUUUACAAAUGAUGAAAAUUACUUGGAGUACUUUAAUGACAACAACAGCAGCUCGCAACAACAUAAGAGCAACCAUUCUAUAGCAACUCAUCUGCAUCUAUUAACCUCUUUAACCAGUGUCACAACAACUACUACUACUGCAUCCGUUCCUUCUUUCAAAUUCAGUCGACAAACCGAGUACGCCAGCAACGAUGCUCAUGAAGAUAACGACAUAUUAAUCAUAAACAAUAAUACUUUGGCCGAUUACUUUCAGUGUGAUGGCGAGGCACAAAGUUUAAGUGCUUUGAAUGCCACUCUCUAUAACCGAACUGAUCAUAGCUCUGACGCUGCCCUGUCAAGUGUAUACUUUAAGGUGACGGUGUAUCUCUUGUAUAUUCCUAUAUUCAUUUUUGCAUUGCUGGGCAAUGGCACCGUUUGCUACAUCGUGCAAUCAACACCACGCAUGCGUACCGUUACAAACUUUUUCAUCGCUAACCUAGCAGUCGGAGAUAUACUUAUGUCGCUAUUUUGCAUACCGUCCUCCUUCAUUUCCAUUUUCAUUCUGGGCUAUUGGCCAUUCGGCAUCGCACUAUGUUAUCUGGUCAACUAUUCGCAGGCUGUUAGUGUGCUAGUAAGUGCUUACACCUUGGUAGCGAUAUCCAUUGAUCGUUACAUAGCAAUAAUGUGGCCAUUAAAGCCGAGAAUAACAAAACGAUAUGCGAAAAUCAUAAUUGCUUUCAUAUGGUUUGUAGCUUUAGCUACAGCGUUUCCCAUACCUCUUGUUUCGAAGCUAGUACAGCCGGGGUUAUGGCAUGAAUAUUGCGAACGCUACGUUUGCCAAGAGGCAUGGCCUAAUGCUGAACAGGAAUAUUACUACACACUAGCGUUGCUGACGUUGCAAUUCAUUGUGCCGUUGUCGGUGCUAGUCUUCACAUACACUCGCAUAGCUUUGGCUGUUUGGGGUAAGAGGCCGCCUGGUGAAGCAGAAAACUCAAGGGAUCAACGUAUGGCAAGGUCAAAACGUAAGAUGAUUAAAAUGAUGGUGACUGUCGUGAUAGUCUUCACCAUGUGCUGGCUGCCAUUUAACAUACUUAUUCUGCUGUUAAACGAUGAAGAGUUUCGUUUAUGGGGUCCAUUGCCGUAUAUUUGGUUUGCAUUCCAUUGGCUGGCCAUGUCACACAGUUGUUACAAUCCCAUCAUUUACUGUUAUAUGAAUGCACGUUUUCGUGGCGGUUUUCUUCAAAUCAUCCAUCGAGUUCCCGGCUUAAGACGUUGCUGCUGCUUACGUCAUUUUUUUCAUUCACGCGACGACCGAAGUUACGAAGCUACCGGUGAGAUGACCUUCAAAUUCAAACAUCAUAUUGUUGGUGGUCUAAUAAGGAAACCUAAAAUACGCAUUAGGAAUCGACGAUGCAUUCCAGCUGCAACGUGUCAACACUUGCACAACCUACAUCAGCAGCAGGCGAAAAUUGCGAACGAACUCGAUGCAAACGAGUCAAUCUUUAUUUGCGGAAACAACGGUUUUACGAUAAAGCCUGAGCGACACGAAGCAGAGCAGAAACCCCUUAACGAACGCUAGCAUGUAAAGAACAUUCUGAAAAUAUGUUCCCCUCAACUACCCAGCGAAGUUAAUAUUUACGCACACGAAACUUUGGCAAGUGCUUGACUUACGCACUUUUCCCUUUCAUACUUUAUGUAAAUACGAUGCCAUUUUAUUCUG
Molecule: messenger RNA, 3046 nt
Organism: Glossina fuscipes
Lineage: Eukaryota; Metazoa; Arthropoda; Insecta; Diptera; Glossinidae
Product: RYamide receptor
Exons: 8
Coding region: 1181-2905 (574 amino acids)
Biological process (GO): neuropeptide signaling pathway
Cellular component (GO): membrane
Molecular function (GO): neuropeptide Y receptor activity
Source: RefSeq, a predicted model, not a curated record